Molecule: messenger RNA, 1509 nt
Organism: Globicephala melas (long-finned pilot whale)
Lineage: Eukaryota; Metazoa; Chordata; Mammalia; Artiodactyla; Delphinidae
Gene: RNF25
Product: ring finger protein 25
Biological process (GO): protein ubiquitination
Cellular component (GO): nucleus
Molecular function (GO): ubiquitin protein ligase activity; protein binding
Source: RefSeq, a predicted model, not a curated record
AGAAACGGCCGAGAGCUACUCUCCCUCCCCUGCUUUACUUUCCGCCUCCGACUGCCCGGAGGCUGUUUCCGGUUCCGGUUGCGGGCCGCAGAAGACAUGGCGGCGUCUGCGUCGGCAGCUGCAGGGGAGGAGGACUGGGUCCUUCCCUCUGAAGUUGAAGUGUUAGAGUCUAUCUAUCUGGAUGAACUACAGGUGGUCAAAGGAAAUGGCAGAUCAUCAUCAUGGGAGAUCUGCAUCACCCUGCACCCCGCCACUGCAGAAGACCAGGAUUCACAGUAUGUCUGCUUCACUCUGGUGCUUCGGGUCCCAGCACAGUAUCCCCACGCGGUGCCACAGAUCUCUAUCCGUAACCCCCGAGGACUCUCAGAUGAACAGAUCCACAAGAUCUCACAGGCGCUGAGCCACAUGGCUGAGGCUGGGCUGGGUACUGCCAUGCUCUAUGAACUCAUCGAGAAAGGGAAGGAAAUUCUCACAGAUAACAACAUCCCCCAUGGCCAGUGCGUCAUCUGCCUCUAUGGUUUCCAGGAGAAGGAGGCCUUUACCAAAACCACCUGUUACCACUACUUCCACUGCCACUGCCUGGCUCGGUACAUCCAGCACAUGGAGCAGGAGCUGCAGGCCCAGGGGCGGGAGCAGGAACGGGAAUGGCAGCACGCCGCAACCAAACAGGCCGUUGGUGUGCAGUGCCCGGUGUGCAGAGAGCCACUCGUGUACGCUCUCGCCUCGCUGAAAGCAGCCCCUGAACCCCAGCAGCCCGUGGAGCUGUACCAGCCCGAUGCAGAGAGCUUGCGCCAGCAAGAAGAGCGCAAGAGGCUCUACCAGAGACAGCAGGAGAGGGGGGGCAUCAUUGACCUUGAGGCUGAGCGUAACCGGUACUUCAUCAGCCUCCAGCAGCCUCCUGCCCCUUUGGAACCCGAGUCAGCUGUAGAUGCCUCUGGAGGAUCCCACCCACCCAGUACCCUUGCCACAGAACAGUCCACCUCAUCAACUGCUCAGACCACCCUGUCAGCUUCUCUGCCUGUGGCCUCCCAGUACACAUGUGAGAAGAUUCCAGGGGCUGGGCCAAAUCAGCAAAAGCUGGGCGAGACCCAGAAAGCUAUGCUAGAUCCUCCCCGGGCCAGUCGAGGUCCCUGGAGACAAGCCGAACAGAGGCAUCUAAAAGGAGGGGAGUGCAAUGCCCUCAAAGGUACCAGUGACACCCAGGAACUGCCACCUCCUGAGGGGCCCCUCAAGGAGCCUAUGGACCUAAAGCCAGAGUCCCGUAACCAAGGGGUUGAAGGUCCUCCCCAAGAAAAGGGGCAUGGCAACUGGCAGGGUCCCCCGCCCCGCAGGACUCACGACUGUGCCCGCUGGGAGCGCUCCAAGGGUCGGACACCGGCUUCUUCCUACCGCCACCUGCCUCGGGGUCGGGGAGCCUACCGGCCUGGUCCUCGAAGGGAGCCCGUGAGCCUCGAACCGGAGGAUGGUUCCUAGCAGUACUGUGGGGGGUGGCGGGGGGACAAUAAAGAG